Iphiclides podalirius (scarce swallowtail) is the source of this 318-nucleotide messenger RNA. The record is from the annotation of a GenBank genome assembly. Lineage: Eukaryota; Metazoa; Arthropoda; Insecta; Lepidoptera; Papilionidae.
AUGCGGCUAAAAAAGAUUAUGACAGCCCUCGCAAACGAUGCGUCGGGCGGGGCGCCGGUAGUCAAGAUAUCGGGCGAGGGGCGCGGUAUGGUGCUGGAGGGCGCGCUGCCGCUGCAGCUGUACGCGGCGGCGGCGCAGCUGGCCCCGAGGCCCGCGUGGCCCCCCUUCUUGCCGUUCUUCGGGGUGCCGCCGCCGUUCCUGGCGCGGCCGCGGCUGCCGCAGCCGCUGGUGCGCGCCCCCCACGGGCCCCCCAGCGAGGACUCCAACGAGGACGGCGCCAGCACCAAAGGUCAGCCCCGAAACCGCCGUGGUUGGUCG